AUGCGCAUUCCUAUCGCCGUGCAGCUCGCGCUGCUGGUUCUGCUGACCACAUUGCUGGGGAUUACCGUUCUAGCCGUUGCGACAUGGAUCACCACAUAUGACUUUGUGAUUGAUGUUGAAUCCAAAAGUUUGAGGCUGGUUGCGACAAUCAAAGCCAGCCAGAUUGCGUCCGACCUCGAUCUCAUAGAAGUGACCUGCAAGACCAUCGUGACGCGCCUGUUGGUCCAAGCGGCUCUUGGUCGGUAUUAUGCGGGCAACACCUCCGCAAGCAACUGGGUGACUUCCAAAGAGGAUGUGCAAUCGGCCUUGGGCAGUCGAGGCUAUCUUGAUCUUUACCAGGCUUCAUUAUAUUCGAGUGAGGCAGGUUCCGGAGAUGGUCGGCUACUCAAUGUCACUAGUUCCACGGUCCCCGAAAUCACCCUUCCAUACACCUAUCCAAACGGGAGCGCUGUGCUCCUGGGAGAUAAUGGCCUGGGCUACCCGCCUUCGCUCUAUCCAAAUUUGACGUACACCACCUCGAGUGACGGCGACUCCAAUAUCGUUCGUGCCUUUUCGGAUUAUACCCUCGGGUUGACGUCGGCAUUAUUAUUGGGCCCGCUCGCAAUCAAUACCUCCUUCUCCCUGUUGUCCCUAACCAUUCCAAUUGUCAACAACACAUCCGACACGGACAUUCUGGGUUAUAUGACUGUUGUUGCUAGCGCUGCAAACGUACAAAGCGUUCUUAGCUCCCGCGAUGGAAUGGGAGAUACCGGCCAAGUGCUUCUCCUUGGUCCCUCGAGACCCGAAAAUACCUUUGCCUCCACGGCACAGCCUGCCUCGGCGACAUCCUCUCCGAACGCAGCCGCCCUCAAGAAAGCAGAAGUACACUAUGUUUUUCAACCCACACCGCUACCGGGUCAGACCAAUCGACAUCCCGGAAUAUCCACCUCAGACUCGUUCGCCCUCUCGCAUUACCAUAUAGCACUAGAUUUGAUGCUGCAGUCUUACGAGGAUGAUCACAAAGCUAUCAGCGAUCUGUCAACGAAAAACGAACAAAAUAAGAGUGUGGCCGUGGGCGCAAUUCGACCGCAAAGUUCGCUAGCUCAGUGGAUCUUGCUGGUUGAGGAGACUCACACAGAGGCAUACUCCCAAGUGGCACGGCUGAGAAAGGUCAUUCUGGCCUGUGUUUUUGGAGCCGCUGGCCUGAUCCUCUUUAUUGUUCCGCUGAUGACCCAUUGGGCAGUCGCUCCCAUUCGCAGAUUACGGGAAGCAGCCAGAAAUUCGGUGAUUUCACAGCUCGUACCGCCCCCGGGCGACGCACGGCGAUCCGGCCACCAUACGACAGAUGCGAUAACGCAGAGUGCCGACCGAGAUGUCGGAAAUGAAAGCAACGAGAAGGCUCCCUUCGCCUUGAUCAAACGCUUUCGUACUCCCUUAGAGAGGCUGAACAGCUCCGCAAAUUUCAGCGCUGAAGGGGCUCAAAGUCCUUUCCAGAUCCCACGUAGAGUCAAGGAACGCAGCCACUGUGUGACAGAUGAGCUCACCGAACUCACCAAAACAUUCAAUGAAAUGUCCGAUGAGCUGACCAUCCAAUAUAAUCGACUGGAAGAGCGAGUGAUCGAGCGGACUCGAGAGCUAGAGAAAGCCAAGCUUGCGGCGGAAACGGCGAACGAGAGCAAGACUCUGUUUAUUGCGAACAUAUCUCACGAACUCAAAACACCCUUGAAUGGAAUCUUGGGGAUGUGUGCCGUUUGCAUGGGAGAAGAAGAUCUUUCGCGCAUCAAAAAAUCCUUGCAGGUGGUCUACCAGUCCGGCGACCUUCUCUUGCAUUUACUCAACGAUCUCUUGACUUUCAGCAAAAAUCAAAUUGAACAGGCCAUCCAGCUGGAGGAAAAGGAGUUCAAGAUCUCUGAUGUCCGGGCGCAACUCGCCAUCAUCUUCCAAAACCAGGUGCAUGAGAAGAAAAUCGACUUCAGCAUUCAUUGUGUUACCGGAAGCAGUAGUGGACCCGACGAAGGAGCUGGCACCAUUUGUCUGGAUGAUGUGCAUCAGAUUGAUUCAAUUGGCAAGCCCGCAACCGUGAAGCUUAUGGACAUGGUGCUCUACGGCGAUCAGCAUCGGAUUCUUCAGGUAUUGAUCAAUCUGGUUAGCAAUAGUCUCAAGUUCACCCCAGAGAACGGGAAAGUAGAGGUUUGGAUUCGUUGCCUCGGCGAGGAGGACGGUUCCCUCCCAUUGAAGUGUGACACCAAAGAGAGACCUGCCGUGCGCACUCAGAGCCUCAACAGCAGGCUUUCUUCAGAUCAAACCGAGAAUUUCAUACACAUGCCCAAGGAUAAGCUCUCAGAUCAGUCCACCUCACGCCCUCUGGUGUUCUUGUUUGAAGUUCGCGACAACGGCCCUGGCAUUCCUCAUCACCUGCACCGACGCAUUUUCGACCCUUUUGUGCAAGGGGAUCUGGGGUUGAAUCGCAAAUACGGUGGAACAGGUCUUGGUUUGAGUAUUUGUGCGCAGCUAUCUCGAGUCAUGGGUGGUACUGUUCUUGUGGAAAGCGAGGAGGGUAAGGGGUCCCUGUUUACUCUACGGCUACCAUUACGAUUUGUCAAAGAGGUUGCCCCAAGCUUUCAAAACUCCAGCAACCCAGGGUCGCGAACGCCGAGUAUCCUAUCCCUGGAAGAAUUUUCCAAUGCUGCACGGACUCCCUCAAAUCAAGGAUCCACUAAAGGCGAGCCUAUUGCUACCAACUUUGAAAAGUCAGACAUCAUUCAGCCUAGACUGGUUGGUCUCAGCCAGCCUUUCUUCACACCGACGGUUCCUUCAUCUCCGAAGUCACCUGCGUCCAAUCACCCAUCAGGUAAAGGCAAGUCUGAGACGGAUGAACGCUCAAGAAAAACCCGCGUCCUGGUGGCUGAGGACAAUAGGGUAAACCAGGAGGUGGUUCGAAGGAUGCUUGCACUCGAAGACGUCUAUGACGUGACCAUGGUCAAGGAUGGGCAAGAAGCCUACGAUACGGUGAAAUCCAAUAUGGAAACGGGGACCGUCUUUGACCUCAUUUUCAUGGACAUCCAGAUGCCCAAUCUGGAUGGACUUCAAAGUACCCGCCUCAUUCGAGAAAUGGGGUAUUCUGCUCCGAUUGUCGCGUUGAGUGCAUUCGCGGACGAGAGCAAUGUAAAGGACUGUAUGGAGUCAGGGAUGGACAUGUUCAUUAGCAAACCCAUCCGACGGCCUGCACUGAAGCAAGUCCUUAAUAAAUUUGCAACGAUUCCAGAAGAAUCCUGA
Messenger RNA from Penicillium pulvis, 3255 nucleotides. It is a transcript of the gene tcsB, whose product is annotated as putative sensor histidine kinase/response regulator TcsB/Sln1. The coding region runs from base 1 to 3255 and encodes 1084 amino acids. Gene Ontology annotation, biological process: protein autophosphorylation; phosphorelay signal transduction system. The transcript is spliced from 7 exons. Gene Ontology annotation, cellular component: membrane. The record is from RefSeq and is a predicted model, not a curated record. Lineage: Eukaryota; Fungi; Ascomycota; Eurotiomycetes; Eurotiales; Aspergillaceae. Gene Ontology annotation, molecular function: histidine phosphotransfer kinase activity; phosphorelay sensor kinase activity.